UUAUUGUAUACAUUACCUUUAUUUUUGUAAUCUUCUUCCCUAUUUGUGGAUAUUCUCGAGUGAAAUAGAUGAGGCCACGUAGGGAACACAUGAAGUUACCUAGGAGCAGAGUCUAAAAUAUCUUUUUGAGGGACCUCAAACUAUUAUCAUUUGCUAUACUAUUAAUCAUUACGUUAAGUACAUCUUAUUCGUAUAUGGAAAGUACUUAAUGAAGAUAAUAUACUUUAUUUUUUUAUGUAACCAUUCAAGUAUUUGUUGAAAUGCUUUUGUUACCAGAUCUCUUUUACCAGACUUUUAAUUCUGUUCUCCGUAUUUGCAGCGUUUUCAGGCUUUUACUUUCAGUAUUUGCAGGCCUCAGCUCCAUGGAUCAGAAAGCUGUCUGAUCCAUGUCUAUUACCCUAUCUCAGUACCCCUCCCCCUCUGCAGAAUAAACAGGUAGACAGUGAACGUGAAAGUCAGAAUCUUCAUUUAAUACACCAUUUCAGGAGUAAAAACACAGGUUUGAUUUAACACACCGAUGUUGGAGUGAAGUAAACGUGUGUCCUGCUGUAAUAUGAAGAAGGAGACAUGACCUCCAACAUGAGUGUGUCUGGAAAACAGGACUUAAAGAUAGACGAGAGAAUGAUGGAGGGAAAGAGAUCAGACUCACCAGAACCCAGCUGUGUGUCCAUGAAGAGUGACUGGUCAAUGGAUCAUCCAUUUGACUUCAGAGACAGAGCCAAUUCUCCUGAUGUGAGACCACAACAGAAGACAUCAAACCUCAGCAGAAAUCAGCUGGACUCCAUAUUCAAGGAGCUGGAACACAAAGUCAUCACUCUGAUAAAGAAUGAGCUGAAGAGGUUUAGGAAGCUCCUGAGUCCAGAUUACCCAGCAUGCACUGAGAGGGAGGUGGAGGAUGAGGAGGAUCUGCACAGUGUCAGAGACAGAGCGCUGAAGAUCACACUGCACGUCCUGAAGAACAUGAACCACACAGAUCUCGCUAACACACUGCACAACAAGUCUGUGGCCUCUGUGUAUCAGACAAGUGGGAGGAAAGAUUCUUCCUGUGCAAGGUGCUGCUCUCACUUCUUUCAGCAUAGCUCCUGGUCUCAGAACAGGUUUAGUUCAUCGUUGCUGGUGUUGUGUAGAGGAUGUUAUAUUGUGAAAGUCACAACUAUCCCCGCUCAAGGUCUUGUGAAAUAUUUGACCUUGUUUGUGACUAUAUUCACCGUGAUGCUUUCAGCAGUUACUACAUUAGUGUCCUUAAUUUUUUACUAUUUAAACAUUGUUUUAAAGUUUAUUACAGGCUCAAUGAAUGUUCUUCCCCUUCACUAGAAGAUAAAGGCCCGGUUUCACAGACAGGGUAUACAUUAAGCCAGGAUUAGGCCUUCGAUCAAUUAGGACAUUUCAGUAGCUUUUAUAAACGUGUCUUAGAAAAAUAUAUUUCUGGUGCACAUCCUGAGAUAAAACAAUGGCACUGACGUGUUUUAAGAUCCGUCCGUGCAAGUAGCUUUCAGUUAAAACAGCUCAGACAUACAUUUUAGUCUGGGACUAGGCUUGGGCCUUGUCUGUGAAACCAGGGGAAAAAAGAAGAAGGGUGUGCUUUAUUAUGUUCUCUGCAGAAUAUGACAGAAGAAAUGUGACCCACACCUAUAACUAUAAAAAGCAGAUAGAAUUGCAGUUAGCAUGAAACCUCAAAUGUGUAGCUGGGCUGGAAAUGUAUUUUUGUAUGCAUGUAUAUAUUUUUUUUCUAUUACAGAUGAACAAGCAAACAGAUUUAAAGGCUGUUGUGAAUGAUGGGUUACAGAAAUGUCUUCCUGUGUUUAUUAUUAUUUGAAGUUAUAUAUUCUGAUUUGUAAGCAAGAUUAUGAAGUCUCCUUUUGCUAAUCAUUUUACAGCAUUAUUAAAAAGUCCAUGUACACAA
Molecule: messenger RNA, 1903 nt
Organism: Ictalurus punctatus (channel catfish)
Lineage: Eukaryota; Metazoa; Chordata; Actinopteri; Siluriformes; Ictaluridae
Exons: 6
Coding region: 568-1314 (248 amino acids)
Source: RefSeq, a predicted model, not a curated record